AUGCCAACCUUUAAAAAUUUUAAUCAAUGUAAAAAUAUAGUCCAAUUUAAUUUAGGUUAUAAUUCCAUUUCAAAAAUUGGUGACAUAUCAGGAUUCAAAAAAUUAAGGCGUCUUUAUUUAUCAUAUAAUUCAAUUAAAAAUAUUGCAGACUUUCAGAAUUUAAGUAAGUUAAAAGUUUUAGAUUUAUCUGAUAACCAGAUUGAAAAAAUUAAUAACACAUUAUCUGGUUUUAUCAGUUUAGAAAAAUUAAAUAUAUCAAUGAAUAAAAUAACAGAAUUUAAAAAUUUUGAAUCACCAAUGUCAAAUUUACUUUUCAAUCAUAACAUCUCUCAAAUCGAUAAUUUAAAUAAUUUUACUAAUCUAAUUUUUUUAAAUUUAUCAUCAAAUAUUAUCAAUGAAAUUCAAACUGAUAACAUAAAUAAGUUAAUCAAGUUAAGAGUCCUAGACUUAUCAAAUAAUCAAAUAACUCAAGUAGCUAAUCUUAACAGCUUAAAAUCAUUAGAACUAAAAUUCUUGAAAUUAAAUAAUAAUCAAAUUUCCAAAUUUGAGUUGAAUAUCAAAUACUUGAAAUCUUUAGAAGAAAUUGAUUUAUCGCAUAAUCAAAUAAAAGAAAUUGCAAAAUUUAAUAAAUUCAAUAAAUUAACCAAAAUUAAUUUUGCAUUCAAUAAAAUAGUUAAAAUUGAAAACUUGAAAAAUUUGAAAAAUUUGAAAAUAUUAAAUUUUUCAUUCAAUUUAAUCGAAAGAAUAUCCGGCUUGAAGUUUUUGAAAAACCUUGAGAAGAUUUACUUAAUUUCAAACAAAAUAACCAGAAUACGAAAAUUUGAAAUCUAUAACAAUGAAAAUGAUAACAGCAAUGAUAGUAAGAAUGCUAACCCAUUGGAAAUAUUCAUACAAGGAAAUGAAAUUGAUAGACUAAAAGACAAAGAUGUAGAGUUUUUAAAAAAUCUUAAAAGCGAUUCGGUUUUGUUUUACAGUAACUCAAUAAUGGAUUUCCAAAAGAUCAGAUUUAAUAAAGAUUUUUCAUAUCUCAAAGAGAGGAUACGGUUCAUGAGUUUAACAGACUUGCUUCUGUUAUGA
Messenger RNA from Ascoidea rubescens DSM 1968, 1077 nucleotides. RefSeq names its product leucine-rich repeat domain-containing protein. Bases 1 to 1077 code for a protein of 358 amino acids. The transcript has 3 exons. Gene Ontology annotation, molecular function: protein binding. The record is from RefSeq and is a predicted model, not a curated record. Lineage: Eukaryota; Fungi; Ascomycota; Saccharomycetes; Ascoideales; Ascoideaceae.